Molecule: messenger RNA, 5063 nt
Organism: Mytilus californianus (California mussel)
Lineage: Eukaryota; Metazoa; Mollusca; Bivalvia; Mytilida; Mytilidae
Product: two pore channel protein 2-like
Exons: 26
Coding region: 54-2429 (791 amino acids)
Biological process (GO): monoatomic ion transport; transmembrane transport
Cellular component (GO): lysosomal membrane
Molecular function (GO): monoatomic ion channel activity; voltage-gated channel activity
Source: RefSeq, a predicted model, not a curated record
UCCGGCAAUUUAUUUUUAUUUUUUAUUCUACACAAAAUGAUUUGUAACUGAUCAUGGCUGACAAUUCCUCCAAGGAAGGCUUUUAUAAAAACGAAAGUGUCGUUCCCGAACAAACUACUGCAGGUUUAAUUCAAGAGACUAGCACAAACGAAGAUAAUGAUAUAGAUUUGCUGUGUGCUGUUGUAUUUAUAGAAGAUGCUGCCAAGUACAGAGACAUAAGUCAUAAACUGGACAAAAAGACUUUAUUAUGGUAUAGAUGGUACCAUUCAAAACCUGUCAGAGUGAGUUUCUAUUUUGUUAUAUUUGUUCUACAUAUUUUGGCAUUCUUUGAAUACCCCUCUUCAUUGACAUGGACAUCUGACAUACGGAACAGAGGAAACAGAAUAGCAGUGCCAUGUGGGAUAACAGAAGGAAUAGAAAUGAUAUGUUUUUUACUUAUAGCAGCUGAUCUUAUUUUGAAGUAUAAAUUGAUAGGCAGAUCAGAGUUUAUAAAGAAGAAAUGGUUAUGGGCUUCCAGCAUUAUACUAAUUUUAUCUUUGAUAGACUGGUUUAUAACUAUUGGAUUUUCUUGUAAAGAGGUUGUCAGAUACAGAAGAAUACUCAGGCCAGUUUUUAUCCUUAGUAAUUCUCAACUAAUGAAGAAAACUGUAAAAUGUGUACAGAAAACACUACCAGAAGUUAUAACAAUUUUAUUGCUUUUAUUUAUACAUCUCUACAUUUUUACAUUGCUGGGAAUGCUGUUAUUCCCCAAACCUCAGUCAUUUAUUCCAAUGCACAACCAGACAGAACAUUUUAUCAAUGGUAAUUCAAGUAGUAAUUCUUCUACUGAUAGUAACGUGACUGAAGAAGGAGAUGAGUAUUUCAAGACAUUGCUGGAAUCCUUCAUGAGCCUGUUGGUGCUACUUACUACUGCAAACAAUCCUGAUGUGAUGAUGCCUGCCUAUCAAGAUAACAGACUUUUCUCUGUGUAUUUUAUUGUUUUUAUGAUUAUUGGUAACUACUGUUUUAUGAAUAUGUUCCUAGCUGUGAUAUAUAAUCAAUUCAGAGGAUAUUUUAAGAGUUCUAUGCAAGCUAGUCUUCUGAGGAGAAGAGUGGGACUGAGAGCAGCAUAUGAAGUAUUAUUGAAGAAUGAAUUUCAGACAAGCAGUGUAAUGCUUGAAUCAAGUGUUGAAGUUAGUAAAGUGAAAAAUGCAAUACAGGAAGCUAAUAUACCUGUCAGAUGGAAAAGUAAAAUAUUUAAUGAAAUUGAUUUAAAACAAGUUAACCAACAAUUGAAUUUCCAAGCAUUCCAAGACUCUGUUGAUGUUAUACAAUCAGAGAAGUUUACUAGCAAUGCAAGUAGUAUAAAUAACAAAAUGAUAUCUUACAAAAAUUUUAUCAUACCAGCAAUAAGAUGGUUUGGACAUCCUGUUUUGAGAUUUUUACAGAAAUGUGUUGCUCACAGAUUUUUUACCUACUUUGGUAAUUUGGUAGCUGUGGUCAAUGUUUUUGUCAUAACAGUUGAGUUAGCUACGCAAUAUGAUAAAUCCUUCAAUUACAGCAAAUCUGUUUUGAAUAUUGUAAAUUUUGGUUUUGUAACCUACUACCUCCUGGAACAGGUGUUAAAAUUUGUAAUGUUUGGAUGGAGAAGAUAUGUUUUUGAAAAAUCCAAUAUCUAUGAUGGCCUGAUUACAGUAGCUUUAGUGGUUACAGAAAUAUUUUCUGUUGCUGAAUAUGGGCUUCCAUUAACUGGAGAUGCAAUAGUCCCUCAAGAUUCUGUAACCCUUUGGAAUGUUGUCAGAAUUAUAAACAUACUAAUUAUGGCCAGAAUACUUAGAAUUAUACCACAGAUAAAGUCCAUGUCCAUAGUGGUCAAUACCUUGGUAGAUUUGAUUAAGAAUAUGAAGGCAUUUGCUGGUAUUUUAAUUGUGAUAUAUUAUUCAUUUGCCAUUAUGGGUAUAGAGAUCUUUAAUGGGUCUAUAGAAUACAACCCUCCUAAUGCCACAGUUUCAGGAGGUCUACUAUACAAAUGUGGAUCAUACCAACAGUUGGAAUACUGGGCCAAUAAUUUCGAUGAUUUUGCCGCAGCCAUUGUAGUAUUAUGGGAUAUAAUGGUAGUCAAUAACUGGAGUGUGUUCCUUUCAGCUUACAAAAGUGCAACCUCUCGAUGGUCCUAUCUGUUUUUCAUAAUAUGGUGGUUAUUUUCUGUUGUUAUUGUCCUACAGUUGUUUACAGCCAUUAUAAUAGAGAAUUUUAUAAUGAAAUGGGAUAAAAGUCAACUAAAUACUGACAGAGGAAGAAGAACAUCGAGUUUUGAAGACUCACAUCAUUUUAUGUCUGUUCACGAUAUGUUUAGGAGUACACUAGAGGAGCCUUCAGAAUCAGAAAUACUGCAGGAGAUUAGUAACCACAGAUAUUUAAAACUUAGACAGAUUCCAUCAGUCACAUGAUAUUCUAUGGCAGACGACGAUGAUGUUAUUCUGUAUGAUUCUCUGAAUGAGAUCUCAAAUUAUUAAUGUUAUCUCCCCAUUUGCAGAUGUAUACAAAUAUAUUUUUUUACAUUUCAGAAGCCAAGAAACAGUUGCAGAUAUAUACAUAUAUAUUUUUAUAGUUCGAAAUGUUUUAAAAACUAUCGACAUUUAAAGUACUAAAAUAUUAUACAAACUAAAUUAAAAAAAAAAAAAAACUGUACCAAAUUUAUGACAUAAAAAAUCUUGGUAAAAUCAUAAGUAGCAAAGAAUAUAAGACAUUGAGACUUAUUUCUUAAAGGCAGAUCAACAUAUGGUCCAAUUCCUAUAUUCUUCUUUUUUUACCAAGGUAUUGUUUUGUUUCGGCUAAUAAACAUUCUAUAUUUUGUUAUUGCAUCAGGUAUUUUGCUUUCAAAUUUUUGAAUUUUAUUCUGAAAACACCUUGGUUAGCUAUUCUACUUUUAAACAAAAAAGUGCUUAUUAAUUGAAUGGUAGUAUUCAAAUUAUGUUAUUUUGAAUGUGAUAUAAGAGUGCUAUUAAAGUAACUUAUAGUUUAAAUCUCAAAUAUUUGCACAUUAUCUCAGAUGAAAAAAAACACAGUAUCAAAAUUUUAUCAUAAAUACAAUUUUUUUAAUUUUGAGUAUUUAAUUUUACAGUAAUUUCAUAAUUUUGUAAAUAUUUUAGUGUGGCAUUAUAAAGUUGUUUUACAGGUAUUUGUUUUUAAUUUCAAGCUAUGUGAUACAAAAUGGUUUUUGGAGUGGAUUUAACUUUCAUAGUUGAGUUUAUUGGUCUGUUUAACCAUAUCAAUUAUACACUAUGAACCUAGAGAUAUGCAGAAUUUAUUACUAUAAUGAAUUCUAAAAAUAUUUAGUUAUUUUUUAUUUAACAUUUUUUCUCUGAUUAUUUACUGUCCUAUCAUUUUGUUAUAUAUAAUGUUCAUAUAAAAAUUCAUAAUUGGAUAUUUAAUAAAAACAAAAAAUAGUUAAAAUUCUUAAUUGAAAUUUGAGACAAAAACUUUUAAAGUGCUAUUCAGAGUUUUCUAGUUUUUGAACCUACAUGUGCAGUUAAGGUGGUUAAUCCUUCCUUUAGUAUUUCUUCAUAUUUUUGUUUUAAAUUUUUAAUGUAUUUUAAAGUUCAUUGUUUCUUUUUUUAAAUGUUGAAAGUUGAAUAAAUUCCUUAAUAUUAUUACAUUAGUUUAGCAGUUAAGUUUUUGUUUGAUAGGGGAUGCUUUUAUAUGAAAGAUAUAAAUUGUUUUAUAUCUAGAGGGUUAUUUAAUAUUUCAUUUUCAUUCCUGUAAUUUCUAUUAACAACAGCUCCAAUGGAUUUUUUUGAUUUAAGUAUCUAGAAAACCUAUCAUCAUUAAGGAGGUACCAAACACCUUGACUAAAAUUAAUUUGGCUCGUUUAAUUUUCAUAAAAUGUUGACAAAAUAUUUACUUUGACCCAUUGACAAAAUAUAAAAAUUUCAAAAAACUUGAACCACACACUUUAUCAGAAAAAUUUCAUUGGAUAUAUAGCAGUUUGACAAACACUAAUUUUGAUCAUUGAGUACUUAAUAUUUCCUUAACAAUAGAAUGUGAAUAAAACGUUCAGCUGAUUUUUACAGAGUUAUCUCCCUGUAGUGUUAUGUACCACCUUAGUUCAUCAAUUCUGAAUAAUACAAUCAGUAAACAAUUAAACAAAUUUGGUACAUUUCAUUUAAAAAGUAACCUAGGUUAUUCUGAAUAAAUUCCUAAAUAAAGAAUUUUAUAGGAGACAGUCUUAUUAAAAUAUGCUUAAGUGUAUUAUUUGUUUUAUAGGGCAUUAUAAACUGAUGUAAGGAGGCACCCAUGUAUAAAUUUUUACAUAGUUAUAUCCCUUUCCAGCAUGUUUCCUUAUAAUUUUUAUGUAACUUUUGUCUCACCUGACAACAAAAGUAGCAGAAUGUGAGACAUUGGGAUGCUAAUCUGUUGCUGGCUUCAGAAAUUGUCAUGGAUCAUUGGUCAGUGUUUAGUUUUUGUGGUUAUGUCUGUUUCUUAGACGGUAUAAGCAAUAGGUCAACCACGAUUGGUUUAUGAAAUAAUUGUAAGGUGUAUAGGUAUUCUGACAGGUUCAUCAGACCUUGACCUCAUUAUUGGCGAACAUUACAUUUUCGAGGUUAUGUCUGUUUCUAAGAUUCUAUAAGCAAUAGGUUAAACAUAUUUAAUGUAUGGAAUGAUUGUUAGGUGUACAUGUCCAUCUGGCAGGGUUCAUCUGACCGUGACCUUAUUUACUUGGACCAUUGAUAAUGUUAAGUUUAUGUGCAUGAUACUUAAACCACCAUCUUCAAGACUUUCAGCUUAAACUCAAUCAUAAUCAGUAAAGCAGGCAAGACAUUUCAGUGUGUUUUCUUUCAAAAUUGAUAUGUUGUGCUUUAAUUUUUGUUGUUGUUAGUUUGUUAUUUCUGAAAAAUAAAAAAUUAAAAUUAUUUAUUUGUUUUUGUGUGGUGUUUUUUUUAUUGUACUGUACAAUGCAUAUUUAAAAAUUAACAAAUGUUUUAAAUAGAUUUGGUGAUUACUCAUAAUUUUAACAUUGUAAAUCCUGAUUUUAUGUUUAAUGACCAAGGAAUUGUCGUUGAUUUUAUCAAAGGGAAACCACA